Messenger RNA from Notolabrus celidotus (New Zealand spotty), 2881 nucleotides. It is a transcript of the gene pcdh20l, whose product is annotated as protocadherin 20. Gene Ontology annotation, biological process: homophilic cell-cell adhesion. Gene Ontology annotation, cellular component: plasma membrane. NCBI's taxonomy places the organism in Eukaryota, Metazoa, Chordata, Actinopteri, Labriformes, Labridae. Gene Ontology annotation, molecular function: calcium ion binding. The record is from RefSeq and is a predicted model, not a curated record.
AUGCAGGUAAGUGCUGUAGGAGGGGCAUGUCAUGAAUUUUGCCUCAGCUAUGCAGGUUUAGGUUGCAGCUUCUGUCCUUAGAGCUCACUUGCUACCGGGGAUCUUGUAACAUGUUUGAGGGCGAUGGGCCAUGGGACUCUUGAUAAUAUGAACUGGGCUGGACUGCUACAGAAUCUGCUGCUUGUGCUUCAUCUCUGGCAGAUCACAUGUGACUCUUCUGUCUGGUUUUCCGUCCCAGAGGAACGGGAGCCUGGUAUUCUGGCCGGGUCGCUUAGUAAACACUUUCCACCUCCGUACCAGCUCCUGACCCAGGAGUAUCUUUGGAUGGACAAAAACACAGGGAAUUUCUACACCACUGAGCAAAAGAUGGAUCGUGAGGCCCUGUGCCCCGAGGAGACGAAGACUGAGGAAUGCAUUAUUUUACACAAUGCUAUUGUAGGGCCCUCAGGAGACCUUAUUCAGUUCCCUGUGAUCAUAGAGGACAUCAAUGACAAUGCACCUCAUUUUGAAAAUGGUGAAAUACACCUGAGGGUGUCUGAGGAUGUCACAGUGGGUACCAGUUUCUUACUGGAUGACACAGCUCAGGACAGAGAUGCCGGAUAUAACAGUGAGCUGCAUUACCACCUGGAUGAUUCUGAUGGAGCUUUCAGUUUAAAAGUGGAAGGCGAUGGGUCUGUCAUCAUGCUGGUUGUGCAAACGGCUCUGGAUAGGGAGACUCUGGACCUUUAUCAGAUGGCGCUGGUGGCAUCUGACUGCGGCUCACACCCUUUAAGUGCUACAGCAACUUUAAUAGUCACUGUGACAGAUGUUAAUGACAACUGUCCAAGCUUUAGCCCUGACAGCCCCCGCAAUGUCACCAUCCCUGGGGACACCCCGAAGAACACACUGGUUGCUCAGGUCAGAGCAACAGAUCCAGAUUCAGGCCUGAAUGCUGCCAUCAUGUACUCCCUUAGUCCCAAAGUGUCUGAGCGGGCCAAGGAGCUCUUUAGCCUUGAAACCCUCACAGGGAACAUCAGACUAACACAGGACCUCCAAAGUGACAACUCGGAGGAGCUUCUGCUGAAAGUGUUAGCGAGCAGCCGCCACUGCCCCCCAGCAGACAGUCAGGUAACUGUAUCCGUGCUCCCUAAGGCGCACCAAGAGCUGACGAUCAAGAUCAGGUUCAUAGCCGAGCAUCAAAACCAAACUCUGGUGUUACAAGAGAACCAGCCCCCCACCGUCUUAGCUGUUUUAGAGCUGGAGGGUGACAGCAGCUUUAAAGGCUCAUCUCUUUCCAUUGAGAGCGAGGUGCCUUUCACUUUGAACCCGCAGAAUGGUAAAUAUCUACUUUCCACAUCAAAGCCCUUAGACUUUGAGAUGAAAAGUGAACAUCAUAUUUCUGUGGUAAUGCACAAGAGAUCAGCCAAAGGGUCUGUGAUCGCUGCCUCCAGGCGUGUGAUCAGGGUGAUGGUGGCAGAUGUCAAUGAUAAUACUCCGCAAUUCCUGCAGUCUCAGUAUCAGCUGGAGGUGGAGGAAAACAACCAGCCUGGGAUGUCACUGCUCCGGGUCUCGGCUUCAGAUGCAGACAGCGGACACAAUGGGAGGGUGACCUACAGGCUGGGCAAACACACACCCGCCAUCUUUAACAUUGACUCGGUGACAGGUCAACUGUCUGUGUCCGCCUCUCUGGAUAGAGAGCAGCAGGGUGAGCACAAACUCACAGUGUUUGCACGAGAUAGCGGCUCUCCUCCAUUGGAGUCAGCGGCUACAGUAUCCAUUCUUGUUCUGGACCAGAAUGACAAUGCACCUGUGUUUCUCACCCCUCAUUUUAUCUUUUUCAUCCCUGAGAAUGUCCCACCAUUCACCCAGGUGGGAGGUGUAGGGGUGACAGACCCAGAUGAAGGAAAGAAUGGGAACACAGAGUUGCAUGUUGUUAACAGCAGUGGACCCUUUGUUGUGGAUAACACCCAGGGGACACUACGCUCCACCACCAACUUGGACCGCGAGACACAGGACCGCUACGAACUCUACCUGCUGGCCAGUGAUCACGGCCACCCGGUCACUUUGACAUCCACUGCCAGGGUGACUAUCUUUGUAGAGGACAUCAAUGACAACCAGCCUUUAGUGAUUCUUCCCAGCAGCAACUUCUCAUGCCUGACUGUAUCUCCAGCAACCAUCGCAGGCACCAUGAUUACAAAGAUCUACGCCAUUGAUGAGGACUCAGGGCUAAAUUCAGAGAUUACGUACACUGUUGUGGCGCCGGAAACAGUUCAGAAUGACUGCCCAUUCCAGGUCGAUUCAAGGUCUGGGAAUAUCACUGUGGAGCAACAACUUCUACAAAAAGACCUGGGAAUGCAUCAUUUGUUCAUUGUGGUUAGAGAUGGGGGGAAACCAGCUCCACUUUACACCACUGUGUGGGUUAAUCUGCUGGUUAAUGACAGCACGGAGCCCUGCCAUUUGGACAGAGCGCCCACUUGGACUGGAACACCUCACUUGGGUCAAACCCCUUCAAAGGCCCCUAUCUGUGAGGCCAAGGACGCCACAUCAGGUCAGUUGACUCUAUUAGUAGGCCUGUGUAUGAUGCUUGCGUCCACAUGUUUGCUGGUGGUGUCGGUUGUUUUGUACCUGAAACAGAGGAGAGGAAGUCUACAACAGAGGAAGAGGGGGCACGGCGAAGAGAAUGAGAUUCCACUCAGGCUCAAAAACAAAUAUUACUCUGAAGACUAACAGAAUGAAGCGAGCAAAGUGUAUAAUCCUCACUCACACUGUUCCAAGGAUGGUAUCAGCCUCUGAAUUAAAGAUAGGAGUAUUUGUGGAAGGCUUCUUGCAUAUUAAUAAUCAUUACUGUUGAAUUAUUCUGAUACAGUGUACCCAACAUUUGUCAACAGUUAUUCUGCAAAAU